AUGACGAUAAACUACAACUUAGCGGUGUCCACCUCAAAGCCGUGGACACUGUUCAAGUUGCUCUUGAAAUGGCGUGGAAGUAUUUGGAAGGCGGUGGUGUUGGAGUUGGCGGUCUGGCUGGUACUUUAUGGAAUACUCAGUGUCAUCUACAGAACUGCGUUGAAUCCGGGGCAACAGAGAACAUUCGAGCGAAUAGUGCAGUACUGUGAUAGUCGAUUAUCAUACAUUCCACUCAACUUCAUGUUGGGUUUCUUCGUGACAGCAGUCGUCAACAGAUGGACUUAUCUCUAUCAGAUUAUUGGUUUCAUUGAUAACAUCGGUCUAAUGGCUGCCGAAUACGUGCGUGGGCGAACCGAACAAGCUCGUAUGUACCGUCGUAACAUCGUACGGUACUGCGAGUUGGCUCAAGUUCUCGUCUUCCGUGACAUCAGUAUGCGUACCCGACGACGAUUCCCUACUCUGGAUACGGUAGUUGCGGCAGGAUUCAUGAUGCCUCACGAGAAAGAGAGAUAUGACGAGAUACAGUACAAGUACUCGAAGUAUUGGGUUCCAUUCCAAUGGGCGUUCAGUUUGACGUAUGAGGCCAGGAAGAAGGGAUUGAUUGAAAGUGAUUAUUAUCAAGUCGUGGUUCAAGAUGAGAUCAAAAAGUUCCGGACGGGUCUCGCAUGGAUUUGUAAUUACGAUUGGGUGCCGAUCCCAAUUAUGUACCCACAACUGGUCUGCUUGGCUGUUCAUACUUAUUUCCUGGUGUGCUUACUGGCGAGACAGUAUAUUGUGUCGGAACACGCUGAUAAUAAAACUGAGAUCGACCUCUAUUUCCCCAUAAUGUCAACCCUUCAAUUCAUCUUCUACAUGGGAUGGAUGAAAGUCGCCGAGGCGAUGCUCAACCCAUUCGGAGAAGACGACGACGAUUUCGAGUGUAACGCUCUUAUCGAUCGAAACAUCACCAUGGUCCUGAUGAUGGUAGAUCAAGGAUACGAUCGUGCUCCAGACCUUAAGCGUGACGACUUCUGGGAUGAAGAAGUCGAACCGUUGUACUCCGAGGCGACUGCGAAGAUUCCGAAUAAUCCAUUGAAGGGAUCAGUGUCGGAUGUGAAACUUCCCGAAUACGUCCAUGAGAUCAAAAUGGUUCCCCAUUGUGAUGACACGUCACCACUUGUGCCAGGAGACGAUUUGAGAAGAAGACGGGUGUCCGUGGUGCCCGUAAAACCAUCCGACCAGCAACACCAUCACCAUGGCCAUCGGACACGCACCUCGUUGGGCAAUAUUGAAAUGUUCCGCAGUUUUAAGAACAAAAUCGAGAGAUCAUUCUCGAAACCCCAUUUACACGACGAUCUCGGCAGGAAGACGUUCUCUCACGGAAUGCUGGAAAAUAUGGAGUUUGACGGGUCGAAGAGUGAAGUCGGCUCCCCGCCCAACAACAACUCAUUCACCAAUUCCGCAUUCGUAAAUUCCGGAGAAGACAUCUCCGCCAAACGAAUGGACACCUCAUCCAGUCAACCAGUACUGUCUACCGGGAAACGUGGAAGCGAGCAUCCAUUCCAGCAUCACGUGUUGGAUGACGUGCUAGAAGACGAUGAAUCAGAUGAGAAUCAACUAACGAUUCGGAAGAAGACGUCGGUGUUGGAGCCAGCGAUUACUUUGGUUGAGAGAUUUAAUGAGACGACUGGGCAGUUGGAAAUGAAGAAAUUGGAAGAGGAUGAGAUGCCGAAAGUUGAGGAGAAAGAGGAGAAAGAGGAAGAAAAGAAGGAGGAAGAGAAGAGAGAGACUGUCAGCCGACCGUCCCCAACGACCCGCCCAUUUUUCAUCGGAAUCGUUCGUUCUGAAUCUGAAGACCAAAGCCACCCACACCUCCGACCGCCGACUAAAUUUGAAUAG
Messenger RNA from Caenorhabditis remanei, 1878 nucleotides. RefSeq lists its product as uncharacterized. NCBI's taxonomy places the organism in Eukaryota, Metazoa, Nematoda, Chromadorea, Rhabditida, Rhabditidae. The record is from RefSeq and is a predicted model, not a curated record. The transcript has 7 exons. The coding region runs from base 1 to 1878 and encodes 625 amino acids. Gene Ontology annotation, molecular function: chloride channel activity.